AUGUUACAAUCACGUCCUCAAGUUCGGCCCGUCGGCUACCAAUACUCCACAGCGUGCCACGACAGCGACUCUGACUCGUCUGUGAUUUCCGACCGCGGCUGCCGCCCGUUCACUGCUUGCAAGGUUGCUCCUGCUGUGGCUACUCUCGCCAGCACCGCAAGCUCUUCGUAUGUGUGCAGCGGAACCGACACGCCUGCCCACUACUCUACGAAUACUUCCACUGCUCCGUCACUGACCUGCUCGCCCGAGUGCUGUCUGAAGGCCCAGAACGGCAUCCAGUUUGUGUGUCCCAAACCCAAGCGUAACGGCUCGGUCGACAGCGUCAAGCACAAGCGCUUUUCUAUUUGCACCCCUCCUCCCAGCGACGGUGCGUUCAACUGGUCCGAUAGCGACGACGACGAGGAGUACAGUCGCACCGAAGAAGACGACGACGAGGACGACUGCGACAACGCAAACAGCGUCCUCUACCGCCGUCUGAUGCGCCGCCACUCCUCUGUCAAAGUGUGUCUCUAUGAUGAGGAAGAUACCGUCGACGACGGUGAGCAAGCCAUGUUUUCUCAGGACCUCUAA
Wickerhamiella sorbophila is the source of this 570-nucleotide messenger RNA. RefSeq lists its product as hypothetical. The record is from RefSeq and is a predicted model, not a curated record. NCBI's taxonomy places the organism in Eukaryota, Fungi, Ascomycota, Dipodascomycetes, Dipodascales, Trichomonascaceae. The coding region runs from base 1 to 570 and encodes 189 amino acids. The transcript has a single exon.